Parascedosporium putredinis is the source of this 3786-nucleotide messenger RNA. Lineage: Eukaryota; Fungi; Ascomycota; Sordariomycetes; Microascales; Microascaceae. The record is from the annotation of a GenBank genome assembly.
AUGUCGACCACCACCCAAACUCGGCCGCCACUAUUCCAGGCGCCCCCAGUCUUCAACAAUGACGGGUCGCUUGUCAUCAAGCGCGUAUUGAUCGCCAACCGCGGCGAGAUCGCGUGUAGGGUCAUCCGAACCUGCAAGCAGCAGAUGAUGACCACCGUCGCUGUCUUUGCUGACGAAGAUGAAAACUCGGUGCAUGUCAAGCUGGCUGACGAGGCCCUGUGUCUUGGCCCAGCCGACCGUCAACCAUAUCAGAAUAUCCAGCGCCUUGUCGAGGUGGCCAAGUCCGCAAAGAUUGACGCCAUCCACCCCGGCUACGGCUAUCUUUCCGAAAAUGCCGACUUUGCGCGUGCUGUGGCCGACGCAGGCAUCAUCUUUAUCGGCCCUACCCCAGAUUCCAUCCUGAGGCUCGGAGACAAGAGAGUGGCAAAAGAAUACCUUGCCAAGCACUCUUCCGUGCCGCUCAUCCCAGGCUAUGGCGGCAUCGAUCAGGAUCCCACCCAUCUCGAAGCCGAGGCCGAUAGGAUAGGCUACCCGGUCCUCAUCAAGGCCAGUGCGGGCGGCGGUGGAAAGGGCAUGCGUGUCGUUCACGAAAAAUCCGAAUUCCAAGAAGCCUUCCUCCGCUGCUCCUCCGAAGCAGAGCGUUCCUUCGGCUCAAGCCACUGCCUCAUCGAAAAGUACAUCGAGAGCGGCAAGCACGUGGAGAUCAACCCCUGGCUCUCGCCCGCCCUGCGGCGCGCCAUGUCCGACGCCGCCGUCGAGAUCGCCGCGCUGCUCAAGUACGUCUCCGCCGGCACCGUCGAGUUCAUCGUCGACACCCGGCAGAAGGCGUUUUACUUCCUCGAGGUCAAUACCCGCAUCCAGGUCGAGCAUCCCAUCACCGAAGAGGUUGUCGGCGUCGACAUCGUCCGCCAGCGCGGGCACUCCAUCGAGGUUCGCCUCUGCGCCGAGAACCCGUUCAACAACUUCCUCCCGUGCACGGGGACGGUCGCGGCCUUCAAGACCGCGACUGAAGUUUUGGGGUGUCUCGGUGCACUUCGACUCCAUGAUUUGCAAAAUCAUCGUCUGGGCCCCGACAGGGUCUCCGCGAUCCAAAAGCUCCACCACGUCCUCAAGAAUACCGUCUGCCUCGGCCUCACCACGAACCAGCUCUUCCUCCAGCGUAUCCUAGCCCACCCCGAAUUCCAGAGCCCGGGCUACACGACGGCCUUCAUCCCCACCUACGAAACCGCUCUUCUGCAACCCGUAGACGUAGACUACGCCACUGGCCCGAUGGCGAUGGCGGCCAUCCUGUACAACCGCCGCCUAGGAAACGCCACCAACGCACUCGGCCCCAAGAUCUUCCGCGGCAUCUUGGGGCAUGACGCGGCCCGCGAGCUCAUGGUCACCCGUGUCGGAUCCGACGAAUUCCAAAUUACACCCGUUCAGUCCGACUUUGCGCUCACGGCCGCUCAAAAGCGUGUCUUGUUCAACAAGCAGGGCGGCGCCCUCACGAGACGUUUUUAUCACGCCACAGCGUCCGAGCCCUCGGCUCGCUUCGAGGCAAAGUUGGUGCCGGCAAGGGAAAAGGAAGCCCCCUCUUCCGUUGCGGCCGAGCUAAACCUGCAGUUGGGAAAUGAGCGUCACAACUUCUACGCCUCCGUUCUGAGUGUGGAUGACUUCAAGCGGGAAAUCUCCGUCUACUCACCACACCUCGGUUUCAGCGCCGGGUACUUCGUUUCUGACGCGCUGAGCUGGGCGGGCAUGUUUGAGCAAGGGAAGCAAGGUGGCGGCUCAUCAGAUGCGCAACGAAAAUAUCUAUCACCCAUGCCCUGCCACAUCCUCCAAGUGCUAGCCAAGGACGGCACUGCUGUCAACAGAGGCGACGGCCUCCUUGUUGUGGAAAGUAUGAAGACAGAGAUACGGAUUAAUGCGGAGGCCCCCGGAGUCCAAGAUGAAGACCGUGCUCUGGCCUCUCGCCCCCAAUCCUUCCACGCCACAGUGGAUGCCAGAUACAUGGAUGCAGCAUACCUCGGCAUUUUCAGGAGAGUCUCAGGGGGCCAAGAGACCACCCCGGCGUCACACGAGAAAGGUCAGGGCCUCUAUCGCAUGCAGCGUGUGCCGGGCCCGAAAAACUCCAUCACCGUCACCCCGCCGCCGUUGGCAACGCCCUCGGCAUCAGCAAGCUCGGCGCCGCUGCUCCCGCGACCUACGCCGAGCACAGAAUCCACCGUCAGUUCGGGCUUGUCCAUCAGCCAAUUGAUUGGACAAGAUCGCAUUCCCGGCCAGCACAUCUCGCGCGUAACGCAGCUGCUUCAAGAGUCAUCCGAGACUAGUCCACCGGCCGCCAGCGACGACUUGAAUCGCAUGGUUAUCGACGAAGCCGAGAAGGAGCAGCCAGCUGCACGAACGGGAUGGAGAAUGUAUCCCUGGAACAAACUCCCCAGCUUCAUUGUGCCCAUCACCACCCCCGUGCCUCGCGCGACGGCAGAUUAUCUCGCCGCCAACGAGGCAUUCGCCUUUCCAGCAAUGCUCCUCGCUGCUAUACCUUUUGUGGACAAGGCAGCCUGCCAAAGUCUAGGAUUCGCCUCCCAUGCAGAGGCCCGAGCCUCCAUAUACAGGCGUACUAAGCUACUCUAUGAUACCGACGUAGUGGACAACGUGUCUUCCAUCGCGCAAGACGCCUGGUAUUGGGCCAACUGCCUCACAUCUUUCGUCGAGAAGACGGAACCCUGGCGCAACAUAGGUUGGACUUCGACAUCAGCCAUGUCGCCUGUACUAUGGUGGUGCUGCCUCGUCCGAGAAGCCCACGUCGCCCUCGUCGUCAGGAGGCCCCCGCGACUAUAUCGUUGGCACAAGCAAAUCCCUCUCAGCACGUUACAGGAAGACCCGACCAUCAUCGGGGACAAGACAUCCGGCGGCGACCCCUUGCUGCGAAUGAGGGCGGCGUCGUGUCUCACGUUAACGGCGAGGCUUGUGACUAUCGUCGCCCAGAUCCUGCACACCGAUUUUGCCGAUAUCCCGAGCAAUUCGGACAACAAGAGCGCCAUUUUCGAGUCCUACCGGUCGAAAUUCGAGACCGGUCCUUUCUUCACCGUCUCCCUCUUGAUGCACGACACGGCCAUCAACGCUCUCUACUUGCCGAGGGUACUCGAGUCCCGUCAGCCCCAUAGCGCGUUGGCCUACAAGAUUCCGCAGUAUAGAGAGCGCAUGAGAAGAGCAGCGAUCCGCACCGUCGUCCUCAUAACGGAAGCCUUUGAUUUCACCGCCGUCAUCUCCGCACUCCCCGUCCACAUGAUUGGCGUCAACUCGAAGAACAGAGAAAUCUCCAUGACGAGCCGGCGCUGCAUCGGCACCUGCGUCCGGUUCCUGCACCGCGUACAAUCCACCUACGGCAUGGCCCGCCACCUCCAGCAGGACGUCCUCAGCACCUUGUCGCGCAUGAAGGUCGCGCCGCGCAUACCGGGCGCUAGCGGUGCCGCCGGCGGUGCCAGCUCCGGCAGCGCCGCCGAGCCGAGCUCUUCCUCGGAGGGCUUUGCUGGCUACACGCUGCUGGGAUUCCGCGCGGGGCCCCGCGGGCCGCGGGCCGCUGACCCUACUUUAGGUGAGCACACCGACGGUCUCUCCGAGGCCUCUCUUGGCAAGCGGCUCCUGUACGAAGGCGGACACGCUGGCCUAGACGACGCGUGGUCCUCCUGCGGCAUGGACCUGCUGAGCGUGGAAGAUUUGGCCGAGAUGACGCAGGGUUUACAGGGCUGGUUUGACGAUAUAGGUGCAGCGACGCAGCAGUUGUCGCCCAUGUCAUCGUAA